Molecule: messenger RNA, 1107 nt
Organism: Cyphellophora attinorum
Lineage: Eukaryota; Fungi; Ascomycota; Eurotiomycetes; Chaetothyriales; Cyphellophoraceae
Exons: 1
Coding region: 1-1107 (368 amino acids)
Molecular function (GO): protein binding
Source: RefSeq, a predicted model, not a curated record
AUGGCAACCCAAGCCACCGAAUUCACCUUCGUCCGCACCGACACACACACCCAAGACUUCAUCCAACCUCCCGACGGCCCAGACCCCGAGCCCGAACCAGCGCAUUCCCCGCGGCGCAAAGGCUUCAGCGGACACUUUCGGCGGAAGUCAAAAUCACCCUCCUCUCCCUCCUCAGAACCACCACUACCACCAUCAGACUCCUCACCCUCCCUCACCAGCCCCAAAGAAGGCAGCGGGGGCACCACCCGCCGCCUCUCCCAACGCCUGCACCUGUCAGGCAAAUCGCUACGCAAAUCCCGCUCCGCAAGCACCAGCUCAACCCACCUCCCCCAAGACCUUCCCCCUAUCGACGACGACUUCCGCGACCUGUCCAACCGCGAGGACACCGAAGCGAAAUGGGAAGAUCGCGCGACCCGCCUGGCGCGGAAGAGCCCUAGUCUGGCCAGCGCAGGCGUGCCCUCGCCUGCUAUAACGCCGGUGGAUGAGAUGAGCCGUCUUAAUUUUGGGUUUGGGGAACAACAUCAGCAACAGCCGCGCAGCCCGAGUCGGCCUCGUAGUGUGAGUGAUGCGGCUGCGGAUGUGAACAUCCAAGAGGCGAUCCGGUUACAUGAGGCGGGGCAGUUGGAGGGGGCGACUGAGAUGUUCCAUCAGUUGGCGGAUCAGGGGAAUGUGUUGUCGCAGGUGCUUUUUGGCUUGUCGCUGCGGCAUGGAUGGGGCUGUAAGCCUGAUCCGGCGUUAGCGGUGACGUACCUCUCCCGCGCGGCCGCGGACGCUGGCGAAGUCGAGGCGCUUGCCCUGCAGUCUGGCAUGAAGAAAGGCGGUGCGGCAAGAGGGGAGUUGGUUCUGGCGAUCUUUGAACUGGCGAACUGUUUUCGCAAUGGAUGGGGCGUUCCUGUGGAUAAGGUUGCUGCGAGGCAGUACUACGAGACGGCAGCGAACUUGGGAGAGACUGACGCGAUGCGGGAGGCGGCAUGGUGCUAUCUAGAGGGUUUCGGCGGGAAGAAGGACAAGUUCAAGGCAGCCCAGCUGCUGAGACUGGCGGAGAAGAAUGGGGAGAAGGUGGUUGGGGAGAGUUGGAUCUGGAAGGAGAAGUAUGAUCCGAAGUGA